This is a messenger RNA of Aspergillus pseudonomiae, 2076 nucleotides long. RefSeq lists its product as uncharacterized. The record is from RefSeq and is a predicted model, not a curated record. Lineage: Eukaryota; Fungi; Ascomycota; Eurotiomycetes; Eurotiales; Aspergillaceae. The coding region runs from base 357 to 1943 and encodes 528 amino acids. The transcript is spliced from 2 exons.
GUAGCGUGGUACACAAAAAAACCAUUCGAUCUGAUAAGGAUCAGGAAAUGUGGAGACCACACGUGUGUGAUAAGAUCGAAGUGUCGGCACUUGACCAAUUCUUCAGACACAGAUUUGGUCGUUCUAGGCAGCCCUAUUUCCACUCAAGCUUUCUCCUUCAGACGGGACGCCGACCAAUAAGCCGAUCAACUCGGAUUCUGUCUGGUUUCACGGGUGACGCGGCCGUCGUUGUCAUCCCCCCACUUGGCGUGACGAUAGCUCCGAGCCGGCGGACUAUAAUAAAGGAGCUGUAGCUAAGUCAUUUGGGUUUCUCACGAGGCUCAAGAAAGGAGAACGGGAAGGGAAAUACGCGAGUCAUGGCAGGGCCUACUAUGCCUGUGGUUCUUCUGAGAGCCUUUGUACUGCUUUUCGCACUCCAUGUCCCCAGCAUCAUCGCCUCGGAGCUCAACUUUCCACCCAAUGCCAAUCACAUCUUCAAUGCGAUUCAUUCCUCCAUGCGCCAGUGGGGGUCCUCGUUGCACCAUAAUGGUAUGUCCUUUUUCCUGGCCACCGUGCCGAAAGGAACCCAACUGUACCACGGAAAUUCCUCCCCGGGCCCAGUGAACGGAACGGAAUGGUUAGCCUUCGAGCCAGAGCAUGCUAUGGUCUUCGCAAGACCCCAUCAUGGCCCUCCCCCGGGCAAAGGUCCAUACAAGCGGUCCCAACUGCCGCUCAAGCCGGAACAUAUGGAAUCAGGAAAAGAUCAAGAUAGGGAUCAAGAUAAGCCAGGAUACCUCCAUACAUACACGGCCGCAAAGGACUUGCGACUACUGUACCUCGACGGAAUGUCGGCUGCCAAAACAGAAAAUGGAACACUCGACUCUCAGGAUCGGAUUCUGCUUCGCGAUGCACUCGAGGGUAGGCCCGGAAUGCUGGAGGAUGAACGGGCGGAACUUAUCUGCCGCAUGGCUCGGGACAACUACCAAGGCCGUCUGGACGGUGUCAUCCGUAUGGAGGCCGGGUUCGAGAUAAUCCUUUGUGAUUUCGCCAGGGACCUCGAUGAGAUUCGGGUCACUCAGGUGAAGUCGGAUAGAAAAGGCCCCGGCCCGCGUGGAGGCAAGGGCAAGAAGGGCCCCCUUUUUGGGGCAAUGCUCUGGUACAAAGCUAUCGCAGCACGGUACGAUGGAAUCGGGAGCAAUAGGGUCAUCCUCAACUAUGACCAUUUUGUGACGGCGUAUGUCUAUGGUCUGGAUUUGUUUCGUUCCUCGGGUAGCAAUAGCAACGUACUGCCCCGGUUGCAUCAUCUCUUUGCCGAUGAGCUGGGCCCGAUUCGGAGCGAUCUGGACCAUCUCAUCAUGAACCAUGAUCCUAGUGAGACCUCAUUUAACUGGCAGGGAGUUGCAGAUAUGGUAGUGCAACGAUACGCGCAAGAGCUGAGCUACCUGGUCUCUGGACAGCUAUCAACGCUGCAGGCACUUCACGAGGAAAUCGAGAACAGUCUCGGCCCCUUCAUCGACUAUGACGAUCGCAAUACAUCUCUGGAGGCCCACCGGUGCAGCAUGCAGUUUGUACCUGCAGGUGCUCCCUCAGAUGGGCUGGCCAGCGAUGCCGUUCGAUCCGUUACCCACAGUAUCUGUUCGGCGAUGAUCGAGGCCUGGAAGCAAACAGACUACGACACAGCGGUCGCCCAACUUCAGAGUCUGAUGGACUACUUGUCCUGGACCACAUGGAAGGAAUGUAAGGGAUGUGCCGACAACGAAAUUUGCGUGAUUCCCAUUUGGCCCAUGGGAACAGUCGAGGACUAUGAGCACCCGCAGUGUCGAGAUGCGUCGAGGCCGAGUGGCGAGGGACGACGCUACUGGGGUGAGCCUGGAGGUCCCAGAGGUCCCGGAAGGCCUGAAGGACCCCGACAGUCAAGCUGGCUACAGAGAAUGCUACACUACCUGCAGGCAAUGAUUCGAUAGAGUCGUGCACCUAUUUGUCAACGAGCGAUGACCCUGUAAAUUCUGCCGGAUGCACCGUUGCGGGAUAUUCUUUUUUUUUUCUUGCCAUGUAUUUCACUUACCCUAUUUUUAUUCUUUGACUAUAGAAUCCACU